GCAUAUUUAAUUUAUUCAAUGUUCGCAAAUUUAAAGAAUGCAAGGUGCAAUAGACUGUACUCCUCACGCUAGUAGGAGAACAGACGUUUUCGGUUUCCAAGAUGGCGAGAGCAGCGGUUGUUCUCCCUGUGCCCAUGCUGGAGGAAAUUGCGACUUUGCAAGGAAACAAACAGAGUCUGGAGAAGGAAGUUGAGGACUUCCUGAGCAAUGUUGCGUCGGAGAAGCAAUUGCAGGUCGAUGUGGCCAAGGCGAAAGCGGACGACAUUGCCAGACUGCAGGGACAACUUGCCGAGGUACAGAGGAGCGUGAGCGAGGCCAAGGCGUUGUUCGCCAAGGAAGAAAAGGAUCAUGCUGCUGCUCUCGUCACGGCGAGGAAAGAUGCAACAGCCUGGGUGAAGAAGGAGUUGAGUGAGGGAGUGGAGAAGAAGGCGCAGGAGAUCAUUGCGUCGCUUCAGAACGAGUCAAAGCGUCUGGACGUACAGUCUGUGGAAAGCGAAAAGACUGCCGACACAACAGAAGCGAAGCAAAAGGAGAAGGAGAAGGCACAGGCUGGGGCAGAAGAGCAGCUUGCGGCAGCGAAGAAGGAGGCUGAAACGGCCGGUGUUGGGGACCCGGAAGCCCUUGCAGCCAUGGAGGCAAAGGUCGCGGAAGCGACCAGCAAAGCAAGUGCUGCAGAGGCAGAGAACCAAGAACUGAAACAAAAAGCUGUUAGGGUGGCGGAGCUGCAGACAGAGAUAAAGGAACUCCGUGAGAGGAUCGCAAAAGCACCUAAGAUUGAUGAAGCGGAGUUGGAAAGGCUGCGUGCAAAGAAAAAGCGGAUCGAUGCUGUUGACAUGGAGGAGGUGGAGAGGCUGCGAGAGAUGGUUGCGAAGCUCCCGUCACUUCAAGCGGAAGUGAAAGAUCUAAGGAAGGCAGCCGAGGAAGCUGCGAAAGUAGAUCUCACAGAGAUUGAAUCCUUGCGCGAGAAGGUCGCCAAGGGUCCCGGAGCGGUGGAAGUUCCAGCAGGUGCUGUGCCGGCAAUCGACACGAAAGAACUCGAUGAGCUGAAGCAGCAGGCUGCAAAGCUGCCGGCAUUGGAGGCAGAACUGGCCUCACUCACUAAGCAGAUUGAGAGUAAGAAUGCAGAGAACGCCGCCAAACUCGAAGAGCUGAGAAAGAGUGCCCGGGAGGAUGCAAUGAAAGAAGCUGCGGCAGCAGCAGCUGCCGCGGGAGGGGGAGCCGAUUCCGCAGAGAUUGCUUCACUUAAGGUCCAAGCGAAAUCGGCGGCAGAUUUGGAAGCGGAAAUCGCCGCUUUGAGGGCCGUCACGACGCGGCUUCCGCAGCUAGAGCACGAGAACCAGACGCUGAAACAGCAGCUAGGAAAAUGAACAGGAAAGAGGGGCCUGGAGGAGGGGCCAAGCCGUCAACCACAAGCAGAGGAGUAGGAACGGGAGCAGGGGCGUUAUGCUGACGGAGGAGGGGCACGCGAUCAACCAAAAGCGGUCAGCUAUGAUAGAGGAGUAGCAGUGUAGUACCCGGCAGGGUAACUAGCGCAAGAACAGGAGCAGGAGAAGAGUCUUAGGAGAAGGCUCAGGACGUGCAUGGCGAUAAGGGAAGCGAGAGCUGGAGACGGAGCAUCUUCGAGAGCGGACUCAAAGUUAGAAUGAUGAUGAAGUCGGCAUUCGUAAGGAGGAGGAGCAAAAUUUUCCCUGGUAACAAGGGAGAGAACACGAGCAGGAGAAUAGUACUCUCUCAGGACAGGUCAGACAAUGAAGGAGAAGGAGAAGGAACCAAAGAUGGAGCAUAGAGUGUUGUCCAGAUCAGACUCGCCCGUGAAUUGCGAAAAAGGCGUGCGGAAAGGAGGAUGGCGACAUGGAGUAGACAAAUGGACACUGAGCACCCUUCUCCUGGACAGUAGCAGCAUACACCCUAUCGUGCCAGCGAAGUUCACCUGCGGGACCAGAGAAAAAGAGAGCCAUAGACGCAAAGAGAGCCGCAGAUAGAUAGAUAGAUAGAUACAUAGAUAGAUACAUAGAUAGAUAGAUAGAUACUGAUAGAUAGAUAGAUAGAUAGAUAGAUAGAUAGAUGGAUAGAUAGGCAGUAGACAGACGUCCCAUACAAAGGCAAACACACAAAGGUAAUCUCUCAUCCGCAGCUAUUGAACAUAGAUACUUUUCUAGGAUGCAUCUGGCCGCAAUGUCAACCACUUUCUGUCCAAAAAAAGGUACUUUAGUUUUCUUGUGCACUCUGUUCCAUUGAGGACUGGGCUCUAUGGAGGUGAAAACUUCCCACCUCUGGCAUAUUGAUGU
Molecule: messenger RNA, 2288 nt
Organism: Chara braunii
Lineage: Eukaryota; Viridiplantae; Streptophyta; Charophyceae; Charales; Characeae
Source: the annotation of a GenBank genome assembly